Messenger RNA from Olea europaea var. sylvestris, 876 nucleotides. RefSeq names its product MDIS1-interacting receptor like kinase 2-like. The record is from RefSeq and is a predicted model, not a curated record. The coding region runs from base 1 to 876 and encodes 291 amino acids. Gene Ontology annotation, molecular function: protein binding. NCBI's taxonomy places the organism in Eukaryota, Viridiplantae, Streptophyta, Magnoliopsida, Lamiales, Oleaceae. The transcript has a single exon.
AUGUUGAAGUACCCCAUUUUUACAUUUUUCUUGUUCCUGCCUUUUCUCUUCUUUGUUUGUCUUAAACCUGCUUCUGCUUCUUUUGCAGAAGCAAAUGCUCUACUGAAGUGGAAAGCCACUUUCAAAAAUGAGAACAAUUCCAUUCUAACUUCUUGGACUCAUCCAAAAGCAAGGGGUAGUCCUUGCAAUUGGUUUAGAGUUUCUUGCAUUGAUGGAAGUGUCAACAGCCUGAACCUUACAAAUGCAAAUAUUAAUGCCACCCUCAAUAAGUUUCCAUUCUCGUCUCUCCCAAAUCUUGCUUUUAUCGAUUUGUGCAUCAACCGACUUUUUGGCUCCAUUCCACCUCAAAUAGGUAAACUCUCAAAACUCGUCUAUCUUGAUAUAUCCACAAAUCAGCUUACAGGAACAAUCCCAUCAGAAAUAGGCCGACUAACUAGUCUUCAAACUCUUCAUUUGGUUGAAAAUCAACUUAAUGGCUCGAUUCCUUCUGAAAUAGGACAACUAGUGUCUUUAAGUGAGCUUGCAUUGUACAGUAACAAACUUGAUGGUCCAAUUCCUGUUUCUUUUGGCAAUUUGAGAAACUUGACCUUUUUGUAUCUUUAUAAUAAUUCUCUUUCUGGAUUUAUACCCCCUGAAAUGGGAAAUCUCUCCAAUCUUCUAGAGGUUUACAUGGACACCAACAUGCUGACGGGGCCCAUACCUCCCACUCUAGGGAACUUGAAUCAGCUGCAAAUUUUGAAUCUUUUCAAAAAUAAACUUUCUGGUUCGAUCCCUCCUGAGUUGGGGAAGCUAAAGUCACUUGAAACCUUGAGUUUAAACUUAAUUCUCUUUCUGGAUUUAUACCCCCUGAAAUGGGAAAUCUCUCCAAUCUUCUAG